AUGGCUCGCCCCCUCGCAUCCCUCAUAACCUCCCUGGGAGGCUGCCGCUGGAAGCUGACUCGAACCCUCCGCAGCGACAACCCCCACGACCUCAAUGGUGAGCUGCGGGGCACCGCCCAAUUCACCCCGCUCUCCAACUCCGACUCAGACUGGCUCUACAGCGAAGAGGGCGAGAUCCCAUCUGGCGGCGCCGGGGCUCUCCCAGCUGGCCUACGCUGGACGAAGAAAUAUAUCUGGCGCUCGAGCAAUGACGCGUCGCAGAUAAGCGUGUGGUUCGUGAAGGUUGCGCCGGGGCCUGAGGAGGUGGAUUACUUGUUCCAUAAUUUCGAUUUCUCGGAUGCGGUUGCGCCCCCUUCGGACAAUAAGGAGCCUCCGACACAAUUCAUCGCUCCUACAGUCCCUCCGUCAUCGACUGUGCCCGAUAAUGAGACGACUGUUCUGGCUGCGAGGGGGAAUCAUCUGUGCAUCAACGAUAUGUAUCGUACGGCGUACUCGUUCCGUAUUUCGAGUACGACGGGCGAGGUGUUGACUUGGACUAGUCGGCAUGUGGUGAAAGGGCCGAAGAAAGAUCAGGAGAUUAUCAAUCGAUAUGAAAGAGGGAGCUAA
Penicillium chermesinum is the source of this 606-nucleotide messenger RNA. RefSeq lists its product as uncharacterized. NCBI's taxonomy places the organism in Eukaryota, Fungi, Ascomycota, Eurotiomycetes, Eurotiales, Aspergillaceae. The transcript has a single exon. The coding region runs from base 1 to 606 and encodes 201 amino acids. The record is from RefSeq and is a predicted model, not a curated record.